This is a messenger RNA of Gekko japonicus, 4318 nucleotides long. It is a transcript of the gene GOLGA2, whose product is annotated as golgin A2. Gene Ontology annotation, biological process: Golgi organization. Gene Ontology annotation, molecular function: protein binding. NCBI's taxonomy places the organism in Eukaryota, Metazoa, Chordata, Lepidosauria, Squamata, Gekkonidae. Gene Ontology annotation, cellular component: cis-Golgi network; Golgi cisterna membrane; Golgi cis cisterna. The record is from RefSeq and is a predicted model, not a curated record.
AUGGCACUGAAAGAAAAUCAGCAGAAGAACAGCCCAGGAAUAACAACUGGAGCCAAGAAGAAACGCAAAGGUAAAGAAGGAAGUAGGCCGGAGUCGCCAACUAAUGACGGCAGGGAGUCUCCUGAAAACAUUCAGAACAUUCUGAAGGUGCUGGUGUCAGACCUUAACCGCUCCAAUGGGGUAGCCAUACCUUCAUUGGACAAGAGGAAGGCAUACUGUGAUGGUGGUGUUUCCACUCAUAAUGCUGAACAACUUGCUGCUGGUGUCCCCACGUUGUCUAACAGCGUGCCUAGCUCUGCCGCUCCGGGUCCUGCUAGCACACAUCCGCCACAGAUCUGUGACUCUGAUAUUCAUACAAAUGCCUUGGAAGAAAAUAGGUCCCUCUCUUUGACAGAAAGUCUCCGCCAGCUUUCUGAGCAGCUUAAUGGCAUGGUCAAUCAGCCUACACCCUAUGUGAAUGGGGAAAGUUCCACGUCUUCCACUGAUAUGAGAGAGAUGGCGACACGUUACCAGGAGCUGGCAGUAGCCCUGGACUCCAGUAAUCUAACAAACAAACAACUCAGUACAAAGGUAGAGGAAUUGAAACAGCAGAAUCAAGAGGCCAUGAAUCAGCUGGAGAAGGAAAAGAAGGGGUUUGAGCAGAAAUUUGCAAAGGAGCAAGGAGCAUUGCGAGAGCAGUUACAGGUCCACAUUCAGACUAUAGGAAUCCUGGUUUCAGAAAAGUCUGAACUGCAGACAGCCCUGACACAUACGCAGCAGGCCGCUCGGCAGAAAGCAGGAGAAGUUGAGGACCUUGCUUCUCGGUUGCAGUCCUCUCGCCAGAGGAUAUCUGAGCUGGAGCACACUCUUUCCACCAUCUCUACCCAACAGAAGCAGUCAGAGAAACAUAGUAAAGAGUUGGCAAAAGAACGAGACGGCCUGAAACUGGAAGUCUACAAGCAGAGCAAAAGCAGUGACGAACUAAAGCAGCAGAACUCCGAACUGUCAGAGAAGCUGCAUGCGCUGAUCUCAGAGAACUCGUCCAUGAAGUUGGAUGUGGAAGAUUUGCAUAAGAAACUGGAAAUGGCAGAGCUGAUGAUUCAGCAGUUUGCAAGUCAGCCUGGGAUCCCGGACGCCACUCAGCAGCUGCAAACGGCCCUGGAGGAGAGAGCCAACUUAGAAGCACAGAUUGCCCAGCUGGCGGAGUCGCUCCAGCAGCUCCAGGCUGAACGGGAUCAGUAUGCCCACAAGCUGAAGGAGGAAGGGGGAAUCUGGCAGCAGAGGGUACAGCUGCUGUCCGAGCAGAUCCAUACUUUGACAGAAGAGAAGGACCUGAAUGUGACGCGCAUCCAGGAGCUGGAAGCUAACUUGUCUGAGCUGCUCAACAGUCAGUCGGCCCCGAAGCCCCAGGAGAGUGAGCCGCCCCCCCCAGCAGGGCCCACGGAAGCAGAGCUGCGCUUGCAGGAUGAGGUCAGCCAGCUGCAGCAGGACAAGGAGGAGCUUCGUGAGCAGUGCCGGGCCCAGGUGCAGGACAACAAGCAGCUGAGCCGCCUCAAUCGCGAGCAGGAGGAGCGGCUGCUGGAGCUGGAGAAGGCGCUGCAGCGCUACAGCGAGGAGGCUGUGGACAGGCAGCAGAUCCUGGAGCACAUGCAGAGCGACAAGGCGACCAUCAGCCGGGCCCUGACCCAGAACCGGGAGCUCAAGGAGCAGCUGGCCGAGCUGCAGAAUGGGUUUGUCAAACUGACCAAUGAGAACAUGGAGGUGACGAGUGCCUUGCAGUCCGAGCAGCACGUGAAGAAGGAGCUGGCAAGAAAGAUCGGGGAGCUGCAGGAGAAGCUGGCAGAGCUCAAGGAGACGGUGGACCAGAAAACGAGAGAAGCCGAGGCCCUUCAGGAGCAGCGGGACCAGUACUACGGCCACCUUCAGCAGUACACGGCCGCGUACCAGCACCUCGCCAGCGAGAAGGAGGAGCUGCACAAACAGUACCUCCUCCAGACACAGCUCAUGGACCGCCUGCAGCACGAGGAGGUCCAGGGCAAAGUGACGGCAGAGGUGCACUUCAAAGAGCUGCAGGAGGCCAAGGAAAGCCUGGAGGUAGUUGCCAAAGAAAACAAAGAGCUGCAGGCCCAUGUCAGCCAGCUCAUGGCCGAACUGGAUGCAAAGAUGUUGCCCAGGGCAGAAGGGGAUGGCGUGGAAACUGAAGAGGAGACUGUGGAGGACAUGAAGACCUCACUCAUCAUCCCAGAGGAGUUUGAAGACAGAGAAGAGAUGGUUGCGUUCUUGACGUCUUCCGUGUCCCAAGUGGAGCAGGAGCGUGAGGAGAUGCGGCAGCAGCUGGCUGAGCAGAAGAGGCAGUGCAGAGGCCUCCUGCAGGAGAUAGCUGCACUGAGGAAAGAGCAGCAGCUGCACGUUGCGUCAGGAGCACCAGGUCCUGCUGCAGAUUCGGUUCCAGGAGAGGUUCACGAAGCCUUAAAGAGUGCCAUGGAGAAGCUGCAGUCCCGUUUCACAGAGUUGAUGCGUGAGAAGGCAGAGCUGAAGGACCGGGUGGAGGAGCUGGAGCACCGCUGCAUUCAGUUGUCUGGAGAAACAGACACCAUCGGUGAAUAUAUUGCCCUGUACCAGAGUCAGAGGGCUAUUCUAAAGCAGCGGCACCGGGAGAAAGAGGAGUACAUCAGCAGACUGGCUCAGGACAAGGAGGAGAUGAAGAUGAAGCUACUGGAGCUCCAAGAGCUGGUGAUGCGAUUGGUCGGUGAGCGGAAUGAAUGGUACACAAAGUACACGAGGGUGGCUCAGAACCUGGAGCCGAAACCCGGCCCAGGGAGCGAGGCCGCGGUCACCCUGGAGAGGCGUCUUGAGCUGGAUGCUACGGAUGGUGAAGGACUGCGGGAAGUGAGUUUGACAGAUGAGCCAGAGCAGGAGAUGGCAGUUCCUGCCUCCCAUCGGUUCCACGCUGAUGACAAAGGUCCCCCGCCUGCUCCUCACGACCCCACCGCCAAGCAGAUCAUGCAGCUUCUGCGUGAAAUCCAAAAUCCCCGAGAGAGGCUGGGCUCCCUCUUGGAGAACCCCUGCAUUCCCUUCUUCUACCGGGCUGACGAGAACGACGAAGUCAAGAUCAUGGUGGUUUAAUUUGCCCCCUAAACGUGGCACAGGGCUCGCCGAGACACUGAGUGGUCCUGGCUUUUCUGUCCUCCGCUGAUGACUGGCAUCAUGCAUCGUUCCAUCCCUUCAAUGUUCCUAAGCGGAUCGUGUGCUGCCGGCCUGUGACGUUCAGGAGGGCACAUGGAUUUCCUGGCUUCAGCUUCUGGCAAGCCAGUCUUUCUCUCAGCCGAUGACUUUGUUCCACAUGUUGGUCAGAACAGCCAUAUGCCCAUCAUCGCCCCACUAAUUUAUUCUGCAUCUGGGUGGUUUGGGUUUGGAUCGACUGCUUGUCUCUCAACACGGAUCUUGGUCCUUUCUGCUGUACUAUGUCGAUCCUGUCAGCUACCUGCGUCUGGUCCUCCCUAUAGCCGGUUGGUUAGACAAGCUCUAGGCAAGCUCUUCAGAAUGUUUUUUUGUUUCGUUCUCGUUAAAAACAGGCAGGGCAGCCUUCCCGCUGGCCUCUUUCUGGGGAUGGGCUUUUGAUUAGUUGGUGUGCGUUAAUUUGGGAAAGGGAGGGGGGCGUGAAACUAUGGCCUGUGCUUUCAGAGGUCACGUACUUUGCCGUCUUUUUUGUUGGAUUUUAUUUUUUAAAUAUGGGGGAACCUAGUAAAAAGCAGAUCACUGAGUUUUUAAAAAUUGGCUUUUAUGAUAACUUUUGGGAUUUCAGCUACCCCUACCUGGGUCUUCUUUUGUCCUUCCUGGGCAGUGGUUGUGCUGAAAUUGAGCCUGGGGUUUUUUAGAGCAAUUGUUUUUCCUGUUAAGACUUUGGUACAGGACUAGGCAGAGUAGAUCUGUGUAGGAGCGUGAAGGGACGUACAGUUGCUGUUCAGUGAAAAAGGCAUCACGAGUGAGCACAUGUGGCAGGGACAAACUCCAGAACUUGCUCCAAGCAUAGCCAGAAUACUCCAUAGGAGGCUGGCUGUAAGAGAUGGGUGCAUCUCUCUGUCCAUUUGCACAUAGGCAGUCAAGGGGGGUGGACCGGUGAUGUAACUGUCUGUCAUGGUGAUUCUGCCUGGAGAUAAAAGGUGGGACACAGAUGAUGCGUCCCAUUUCUCACAUACACUCCCCUCUAAGGUGUUCUGCUGAUUGCUAAUGUGAUUGAUUCUUCCAUUUGGGCCAGAGCUUUUCCUUUUCUGGUACAGUCUGCUAGGGGGAAAAGCCCAUCCAUCCAGAGGCAAAAAGCACACAGGGAAGUUGUUUU